CGGCUCCUCUCCGCUCCGCUCUGCGCACGCGCUACCGUCGCCUUGGUUUCCUGGCGAUGCGCUGGCACCGUCCGUGCCGCGCUCGGAUUUGAUUCCUGUAUCUUAAAGCUGCGGUCGCUGAUUUGUGGGGAAAAGUGCGGAUUUGUGUGAGUCCAGCUGUUCUCGCUGUCCCGGAGCCCUCCUGUAAGCGCUGCCUGGCGGAACGGCCUCGUUUCCGUGAGCUGUGAUGGCAGGUUAGGCUGCGUUGAGCCCCGCAGGAGCGGAGCUGUGGCUGUGCACGGCUACCGGCGGCUUGGCCUUCACACGGCACUGAAUCCAGGCCCGAAAAAACUCCCGGGUAGACGGGCAGCUUUGCGUAGCCAAAAGAAACCUGCCGGGGUGCUUUGGAGGCUGAGCUCGGGUCUGAGCGGAGAUCCGAGGCCUCGCCGUGAUCACGGUGAGUGCGGUGAGGAAAGGCGAGGUGCUGCGGGCUGUUUGCUUUUUGCAUUGCAUAGAAGAGGAGAGAUCUGCGUAGGAAGGCAGUACUCAGAAGGAAAGUAGAGGUUCGGACAUCUCAGUAAUGGCGAAGGAUAAGAAGAGAGAUGGCAAGAAGUCAGAGAAGUCCGUCCAUCCUGUCCCUGCACACAGUGCUGCAGCUGAGAGCAGUCCCACAAAGCUGACAGCUCUGCACACCUCAGCCCACGGAGCGGAAGAAGCACAAGCAAGUGCAGCAGUGUCGGAUAAAGAACCAGAGAAAGCAGAGGAACCUCCCGUCCCACAUGUUCCUUCAUACUACGAGGAGCCCAUUCUUACUCAACUCAUUGUGAAAAGCUAUGAAGGUGACAAAGUUCGUAGGUUGUAUGAGGGUGAAGGUGUUGCAUUUUUUGAGGGAGGAAAUAUUUAUAAGGGCACGUUUCAUGAAGGGCUUAUGCAUGGACAGGGGACUUACACAUGGGCUGAUGGAGUGAAGUAUGAGGGAACGUUUGUUAAGAAUGUGCAGAUGGUUAAUGGAUGCUAUACAUGGAAUGAUGGCAGUAUUUAUGAAGGCUCAAUCAAAAAUGGACUCAGGCAUGGAUUUGGCUUUUUCAGGAGCGGUAUCCAUCCAGUUUCUUACGUUGGUUACUGGUAUAAAGGCAAAAGGCAUGGAAAGGGCACCAUUUAUUAUGACCAGGAACAUAUGUCUUGGUACUCAGGUGACUGGGUAGAUAACGUCAAAGAAGGAUGGGGAAUAAGAUGCUAUAAGUCUGGAAAUGUCUAUGAAGGUCACUGGGAGAAAAAUGUACGCCAUGGAAGGGGAAGAAUGAGGUGGCUGACAGCUGAUCAGGAGUAUGUUGGACAGUGGGUGUAUGGAGUACAGCAUGGAUAUGGCACCCACAUCUGGUUUCUGAAGAGAAUGCCUGCAUCUCAGUAUCCCCAGAGGAAUAAGUACGUGGGUGAGUUUGUGAGCGGGGAGCGCCACGGCCGUGGGAAGUUCAUCUCUGCCAGCGGAGCGGUGUACGAUGGCCAGUGGGUUCAUAAUAAGAAGCAUGGCAAGGGCAAGUUUGUCUUCAAGAAUGGAAAUAUUUAUGAAGGAGAGUUUAGAGAUGAUAAGAUGGUAGAAUAUCCUGCUUUUCAGCUGGAUGCAGUGAGUGCUCCAAAGCUGAAUGCCAUUUGCUCAGGAAGCUCUGAGACCAUCAGAAUCGUUAACACCUCAGAAAAUCCUUCUGCUCUGGGAUCAGAUGUUGAAUUAGAUAUAUCUUCACUGCUUAACUUGUUGCCAAGGGAAGAGAGACAAGAAGAAGUGAAACAAGUAGAAUUUGCUGUGUUGAGACAUAUUACAAAACUGAGAAGAGUUUACACCUUUUACAGCAGCUUAGGCUGUGAUGAUUCUCCUGACAACACCUUCCUUAUGACCAGGCUCCAGUUUUGGAGAUUUCUGAAGGACUGCUGCUUUCAUCACUCCAGUAUAACUCUUGCUGAAAUGGAUCGGAUAUUGAGUGAUGAUAAAACACCACUUGAGGAGAUACAUUCUCCAUACGAGACUUUACUGUUUAGAACAUUUUUAUCUCACCUUAUUCAUCUGUCAUUCCAUGUCUAUCAUGAGGAGCACAGGUAAGUUUCAUCUUUCAGUGAAAU
Molecule: messenger RNA, 2094 nt
Organism: Meleagris gallopavo (turkey)
Lineage: Eukaryota; Metazoa; Chordata; Aves; Galliformes; Phasianidae
Gene: RSPH10B
Product: radial spoke head 10 homolog B
Source: RefSeq, a predicted model, not a curated record